GAUCCACUGCUCUUGGUGCGAUCCGAGCUUGGGCACUAUCGUGAAGUUGCAUUGUGGAUUAUAAAGCUUAUUACAACGGUCACUUUGCGAGAUGUCGUCCAAUCCGGCAGAUGGCGUUGCCAUGCAGCCCAAGAAGGGUGUGUUCCGUCAACUUCGGGAGAAUCCGUACAUCUUUGGUCUCUCAGCUUUCGCAUCACUCGGUGGAUUCCUCUUCGGCUAUGACCAAGGCGUGGUCUCAGGUGUUCUCGGGAUGGAGAACUUCGGCGCACUCUUCCCGAAAAUCUAUCUCGACAGUGGCUUCAAGGGAUGGUUUGUGUCUACGCUGCUUCUGACAGCCUGGUUGGGCUCCUUGCUUAAUGGACCGAUUGCGGACCGAUUCGGUAGAAAGGGUUCCAUGAUGGCCGCUGUUGUGGUGUUCCUCCUGGGUUCUUCUCUGCAGGCUGGCGCGAGCACCAUCGGCAUGCUUUUCGGCGGACGAGCUGUUGCAGGCCUGGCAGUUGGUAUGCUCACCAUGAUUGUGCCCAUGUACAUGUCGGAGGUCUCUACGGCUGGCGUUCGAGGAACCCUUGUGGUGCUACAGCAGCUAAGCAUCACUCUGGGCAUUCUCAUCAGUUACUGGCUGGAAUACGGCACCCAGUACAUUGGCGGCACCCGUUGCGCCCCCGACAUUCCCUACUCAGGUGGCACUCCAGAUAAGCCGACCUUCAACCCCGAGAACGAUGUCGGCCCCGACGGCUGCACUGGACAAAGCCAAGCCGCAUGGAGAAUCCCAUUUGCCUUGCAGAUCGUUCCUGCACUGAUUCUCGGAAUUGGAAUGAUCUUUUACCCCGAGUCCCCACGAUUCCAUCUCAUGCGCAAGAACGAGGAUGCAGCCCUUCGCUCACUGGCUCGCCUCCGCCGCGUUCAUCCGGAUUCCGAUUCCCUACGAGAAGAGUACCUCUCUAUCAAAGCAGAGGUCAUGUUUGACGAAUCCCACACGCGAGAGAACUACCCCGGAAAGAGCGGCGUCAGCCUCUUCUUCGCUGAAUACUACGGCUUGCUAUCGAAUUGGCCUACGUUCAAGCGUGUGUUCAUUGGAAGCGCCAUCAUGUUUCUGCAGCAGUUCCAGGGCUGCAAUGCCCUGAUCUACUAUGCCCCGACUAUCUUUGGGCAAUUGGGUCUUUCAGGCAACACGACAUCCCUUUUGGCCACCGGUGUUUACGGGAUUGUCAACACUUUGAGCACUUUGCCCGCCCUCUUCCUCAUCGAUCGAGUCGGAAGACGACCCCUCCUCAUGUGCGGCGCGACUGGCACCUUCAUUUCGCUCAUCAUCGUUGGAUCCAUUGUUGGAAAAUACGGCUCUGCACUUAGUCAACAUGCCACAGCAGGCUGGGUCGGGAUUGCGUUCAUCUACAUCUACGACAUCAACUUCUCCUAUUCCUUCGCUCCCAUCGGCUGGGUUUAUCCCUCGGAAAUCUUCAACCUGGGCAGCAGAUCCAAGGCCAUGGCUAUCACCACCAGCUCAACCUGGAUGUGCAACUUCAUCAUUGGGCUGGUCACCCCGGAUAUGCUCGAGACUCUGAAAUGGGGCACAUACAUCUUCUUUGCGGCUUUUUGCUUGAUCGGGCUGGUGUUUACGUACUUCUGCGUGCCGGAGACCAAAGGUCGCAGUUUGGAGGACAUGGAUCGCGUCUUUGGUGAUGAGACUGCUUUGAAGGAGAAGGAGAGAUUGUUUGCCAUUGCGGCUUCAUUGGGACUCACGGCGUCGAUUCCACCGGAGAAGACGGAGGCUAUUACCACCGAGGCUGAAGAGUACGUCUGAGAGC
Messenger RNA from Trichoderma citrinoviride, 1805 nucleotides. Its product is annotated as general substrate transporter. NCBI's taxonomy places the organism in Eukaryota, Fungi, Ascomycota, Sordariomycetes, Hypocreales, Hypocreaceae. Gene Ontology annotation, cellular component: membrane. The record is from RefSeq and is a predicted model, not a curated record. Gene Ontology annotation, biological process: carbohydrate transport; transmembrane transport. The transcript is spliced from 4 exons. Bases 92 to 1801 code for a protein of 569 amino acids. Gene Ontology annotation, molecular function: carbohydrate:proton symporter activity.